AGAAAUAACUUUCCAUUUCUUGCAACGAGAAGUGUAAUUGAUUAAACGCAUUAGAGGAAGUGUAAAAGUGAUAGUUUAUUAAUGUGGACGUUACGAUUAAAUGAUGGAUAUUAACAAAUCGUUUUGCAUCGUAAUUUUGAUUUCGAUUCACCAAUCAUCAGCGAAGGCUUUUCUUGGUAACUUCUUAUUACAAGCUGCAACAUCACUAUCGUCAUCUAUGCAGGAUGACCCACAAUCCCAUGUUAGCGAUUUCCGUUCACAGCCCAAGGCAGACUCUCGAGCUGAUAAAUACAUCGGGAAUCUUACAGACGAUAGUAUGAAUUCUUCUUCCACUGAACAAACGGGAUUAUUGAUGACAAUGCCGUCGGGGACAACGGAGCGAGAACUCACAAGUGAUGAAAAUUCCUUACCUUCACCGUUCGGUCGUGGUACGGCUGAGCUACGUAAUAAGAGCAACAAUGUAGAAUUGUAUUCGGAAAUAAUUGGCAACAUAAUUGGAUCAGCACGUGAGCGAAUCACAAAUGCUUUCCAACGUUUUCUGACCCCUCUUUAUCGUCAGCAACAGGUUAGAGAGCAUCGAUUAAAAAAUGAUUCUGAAGACAACGACAGAAAACCAGAAUCAGUUGAUCGGAACAAUAGUCUGGCAAAAUUAGAAGCGGAUCAUAGAAGUCUUAAAAAAAGCGGAAAUUAUCAGCUGCCCGAAGCAAAUGAAGUAUCGCAAAAAAAGGAUGUUCCGGUUAGCACUAAUAACGGUUCAAUCUCAUUAGAAGCCAAUUACCGACUGAUUGAUGACAAAAAACUGGUGAACGAGAGCGCACCGAAGGACGAUUUCGAUAUUCCAUCUUCUGUAGAGGCAAAUACUAAGAGUACGACGGCUUUCCAGUUAAACAGUAACCCUACUUCAGAUUCAUAUCUUACUUCUAUUGGUAUUGCUAGCACAACUUCUCGACCGAGCAGAGCAUUUGUAGUGAAAAGAAUCGAGAGCAUAUCGCAGCAGUUAAAUGAAAACCGGAUUCAAUUGCGAAAUAGAACAAUAGAAGCCUUCGGAGCUAUAGUGCCUUAUCUCCGGCUGAUCGUUGCUCGGAGCGGUCGGCUCAGAGCAAGUAAUUUUUCUGAAAGUGAUGCAACUUCUGGUACUCACAUAAAAUCUUCCAUGACGCAACCUGGGGAAGAAAUUAAUUUUCCUGAACCGUUGCCCUUAUCCAGACUAUCGCAUAAUUUAUUGUCGCUCAAUUCAAACAGCAGACAUCGGGCAAGACUUGCCCUCCAGAAUGCAUUCAACAAAUAUGCUCGACUGGUAAUUAAUGGGAAGAACGCAUCUACUGACAAUGGGAAUUCAAUCCCAAACAGUAGCACCCGAAAAGAAGGAAAUAACAAUUAUUUUACCAAUGUUGAUCGUGAUGAUGAUAGCAGUGAUGAUGCUGGUGGUGAUGAUGAUACUGAUGAUUAUGUCGGCAUUCGUACAAUCAACAAUGAAAGGGAUGACACUGGCAGCAUGGAUGAAAUGGCCCGCAGCUCCGGGAGCAUCGGAAAUGGCGAGGAAAUCAUCGAUAACAACGUCCCUAGUCGUGCUAGCUAUAUUUCAUCCGCAAAACGAAUGAACAUGGCCGGCGUAGAGACGGUUGGAAUAUUAAUUCUUGAAGUGUUGGGUUCAAUAGCAGGAUUUACCUGGGGUGCAUUCAACCAGUUACAAUUGUUGUUCCAGUAGCAUUAGUAUUCCAUUAUUGUUUCGAUCAAAGUGGAGGUCAGUACUGACUGAGUUGCUGCUAAUUCGCCCAAGACUUUUACGAAUACAUGUA
This is a messenger RNA of Uranotaenia lowii, 1799 nucleotides long. RefSeq lists its product as uncharacterized. The coding region runs from base 101 to 1708 and encodes 535 amino acids. Lineage: Eukaryota; Metazoa; Arthropoda; Insecta; Diptera; Culicidae. The record is from RefSeq and is a predicted model, not a curated record. The transcript is spliced from 2 exons.